AUGGCUGAAGACGUACAGGAGACACUCAGCGGCGACGAAAAAGAAUACAGAGAGGCAGAGUGCUUGUAUGGCCCACCAGUUGAGUACGAGAGUGACGAAGCAUAUGAAAAACUGGCACAUCAGAUACAUGAAAAGCAGGAGCCCGUUGACUAUGAAAUAGAGCACGAAAAGAGGGAUGGUUUCAGCGGGGUUGAUAGUGCUGGUCCAUUUAUUGAAGGUGAGAAACUUGACAGGCCUGCGAAGAAUAAUGUCCAGCAGCAGACACCGGUCAUGGCUACCUGGAAGCUGACGAAAUACGCGUAUGUGGAGGAUCCGCUGGGAGAUACUCCGGUAUCCACUAUAAUGCAGGAUACCGUGAACAUUAUGAAGCUCCAGAAAAAAGCGAGCAUCUCUUUUCUCCCCACAGCGGUGUAUCUCAGUCGCACGUUGUAUAUGAUCAUCAGGGUGACUAUGAGCGAGGACAUGUGUAUAAAUGACGUUCCGAUCUGGAAUAUCAGAGUGUUGGAAAUAUCCACUGUGCGCGCGUAG
Ogataea angusta is the source of this 528-nucleotide messenger RNA. RefSeq lists its product as uncharacterized. The transcript has 2 exons. The coding region runs from base 1 to 528 and encodes 175 amino acids. NCBI's taxonomy places the organism in Eukaryota, Fungi, Ascomycota, Pichiomycetes, Pichiales, Pichiaceae. The record is from RefSeq and is a predicted model, not a curated record.